UCCUCUCAGGGUGAAAACCUACAUGUCCAGCGACAGGGGGCGCUGGCUGUCAUUCGCUCCCCUGUCAUGACAUCACGCUAAGGGCUCUUCUUACUGGAUGGUUUAGCCUGUAUAAACACCAGUUAACGACCAGCUCCUCAACCCAAAGGAAUCAACUGUAUGGACUUAUCGGAGUCCAAGCUGGUAACAAAGUGAUGGUUUAAAGACUCACAGUCACAAGAGGUGCUUGCGCCUGGCAUGUUGCGCUGGUCGGUGCACCUAGAAGGAGGGCCGCGGAGAGUCAACCAUGCUGCUGUGGCGGUGGGGCACAAGGUUUACUCCUUUGGAGGCUACUGCUCUGGGGAGGACUACGAGACACUACGUCAGAUUGAUGUUCAUGUCUUCAACUCAGUGUCUCUGCGCUGGAUGAAGUUGCCCCCAGUGAGGACAGGGGGGAAUGAACGUGCCCGCGAAGUACCUUACAUGCGUUAUGGCCACACAGCUGUGCUGUUGGAUGAUACCAUCUACCUCUGGGGCGGGCGUAACGACACAGAGGGGGCCUGCAAUGUGCUCUAUGCCUUUGAUGUUAAUACUCAUAGGUGGUUCACGCCCAAAAUAUCAGGGACAGUUCCUGGUGCGAGGGAUGGACACUCAGCCUGUGUGCUAGGAAAGACAAUGUAUAUCUUUGGAGGAUAUGAGCAGCUGGCUGACUGCUUCUCUAAUGACAUCCACCGGCUGGAUACAACCACCAUGGUUUGGUCAUUAAUUAAUGCCAGAGGAAAUCCAGCACGAUGGAGAGACUUCCACUCUGCCACCAUCAUUGGGACAAAAAUGUUUGUGUUUGGAGGGAGGGCAGACCGUUUCGGCCCCUUUCACUCCAACAACGAGAUCUACUGCAACAAGAUCAAAGUGUUUGACACAGAGACCAACUGCUGGCUGAGCACGCCCUCAACACAGCUAUCGCCAGAGGGACGUAGGAGUCAUUCAGCCUUUUGCUACAAUGGGGAGCUCUACAUAUUUGGAGGUUACAAUGCCCGCUUGGACCGGCACUUCAAUGAUCUUUGGAAAUUUAAUCCAGAGGCAUUCACGUGGAAAAAGGUAGAGCCAAAGGGGAAAGGCCCAUGUCCACGGAGGCGGCAGUGCUGUUGUAUGGUUGGAGAUCGCAUCGUCCUCUUUGGAGGCACCAGCCCCUGCCCAGAGCAAGGAAUGGGGGAUGAAUUUAAUCUCAUGGAUCAUUCAGACUUGUACAUUUUAGACUUCAGCCCCAAUUUGAAGACAUUAUGCAAAAUAGCUGUUAUUCAGUACAGUCUGGAGCAGUCAGGACUCCCACAUGAUAUCAGAUGGGAGCUGGCGGCCAUGACGACCAACAGCAACAUCAGCAGACCCAUCUUCUCCUCGCAUGGUUGAUGCAGCUGCAAAUGAAACGGAAACCAGGACUCUGUUUCGGAAAAGCUGGACCUUUUUGAAUCUUCCUCGUUGACUAAAACUUCAAAGACUGCAUCUGAUUUAUUUUCUGCAUUCUUCAAAUGGAAACUCAUUGCUGACUAAGCUGUCCUGGGCGUUAAACUUCAGUGGACACAUGGGCCUUGCCCUGCCUAAGGAUAUGUUUUAAUCCUUGACACUCUGGUUGUGGGAGAUGAUGCUUAUUCAGAUUUCCCUCUUCUUUCUAGCCCUUCUAGGAGCCCAAUCAGCCUAUGAUAAUCAUAGACAUGCAACCUCCAAACUGAAGCACAGGAAUUGACAAAUAUUUCAACCAAAGGUGUUGAGAAAUAACUUCUUUUGAAGAUGUCAUGAAGAUGUCAAGCUCCUUGAAGAAACAACCUGUUACAGAUAAAAAAAAGACUGAUAAUGAGUGAUAAUGAGCUUUAAGCUCAAUCAAUAAACAUUCUCACAUUCAGAGAAGGACAAAGAAUAUUCAGGACUAUAAUCCAGGAGUGCUUUGCUUGCAGAACGUCUGUUUUUCCUUUUUCUUUCUCUUCUUUCUGGUUGGGUUAUUUCUCUACAACAUGAAAGCCUCUUUGCUGCUUUAAAGUGGCACCUAAAUGAUUUACAAGACGGCUAAAGAAAGCUGUAAAAUAAUCAAGGACAUCUACCUCCCUCUAAAGUAUUUCUCAUUGGGUCUUUAACACCUAUACAUUCGACACCUGCUAGUCCCCACAGGAAAAAAAAGAAACUCUUUACACUGAAGUUGCAAAGAUAUUGUAAUGAACCUGCUGCCUAACCUCUUUAACUUUAGAGGAUUUCAAUAUCAAAUGCAGAUGAGAUCAUUCAGAAGUGCAGAUAUACACAUUUUUUUUGUGUGUGCGUAAAGGUUGAAAAACAUCUUUUAAGGAGAUCAUCACUUAUAUACUGACACAAGUUCUUUUUUGUAGACAAUCCUACAGUUUUCAGAGAGGCACCCUCAGAAUGCUUAAUCUAUCAAACAGAGCGAAAGCAAAGGAAGAAAAUGUUAAAGAAGCUUAGAAUGGAACCGUUUGUUCAUUUAAAAAAUGAGGCUGAAUACACCAAGUUAAUAGUUUUUGUUGACAUCCCAGAAAAAAGACCAAAACAAACUGUGCAAUGCCAUUCUUCCUGCCUUGCUGUAGCUGUUUCUUUCCUCCUGAAUGUUGUUUAGUAAACCACAUUGAGUAUGUGGAAGCAGGACAGUGUACAGUUUGUCUUAUACUGAAUCAUUUCUCUAUUUGCUUUUGAUCUGUGAUCAGAAGACGCAGAAAGUCACAUCUGUCCUAAAGCUCUGAAAAUAGAGAGCCAUUCUGUAUUAUUUGAAUAUGAGGAUUAACUGGCUAGAAGAUCUAGAAGAGUUAUUCCCCUUUUCCUCCAUUUUUUUCUCCAACUUCAGUAUCAAAUCCAGUCGUGUAGACUGACUGGAUUUGAUAGCCUCUAAACUUUAGAUAGAUCCAGUCUCAGGCCUCAUGGCUGCAUCAUCCACCCUACCUUAGGGACCAAGAGAAGCUUUGCUUUCUGUCUUGACAUGCAUCAGUUUGCUCCUACAGUGAGGCCACUUGAAUUUAUGCCCUAAAAUAGCAGCUGCAAAUUCUUACACUUUUUAGAAAGAUUCAUACUUUAAUAUGAGUUCAUGUAUUCAGCAGGAACAAACAAAAUAAUGUUUUAAGGAAUAAUUGAUUUAACCAAAAUCCCUGGUGGCAUAAUAAUUCUUACUAAAUCAUAUUUGAUUUUAAUCUCUUAAGUUUAUAGGAUUCUCUUAAAAAUGCCACAUGAGUCCUUAUAUAAUGCACGGCAUCCUGGACUCUUAUAUGGAGCAGGUCAUUUUAUCUUUUUUUUUUCUACGAAAAAGUGAAAUUAGCUGAUCACCUGGUUUUUUAGGUUAAUAAUGUAUUAUAACAGGUGAGGAAAUUAAGAGAGAAAUGAUUUACAAGACAUAAAGACAAUCUUAGUCUGGGAACUAAAAUGCUUACAGAAAACCGAUGAUCAGAAGAGACUGUUCAGAGGGAUGAUUGGAGAUUCCUUUCUGCUCCAAAUGCUGUUAUGUUGAUAAAAAGUAUGUUAAAGUAUUAACACAGAGUUUUCAGUAUGUGAUCUACCAGUUAUUUAUGCUAUUGUUAAUUUUAAAGCAUUUUGCAUCACAUAAUCAUGAGUGCCGGUUGCAUAACAUGGUGCAUGCAAGGGAAAUCGAAAAAAGGCUCUUGACUCCUGAACAUGAAGAUUUAACACCUCUGACAGCCAUCGUUUAAAUGUUUACAAAACAGAAGCAGUCCUAAACAAUCUGUAAGCUGCAGCUUGGAGUCAUCAGAUAACUGCACUAUAGCCAACUGUGGCAUUUCUGAUCUUACACAGACGAGACAUUGAUGCUGCUUUUUGCCAAGGUAGACUUCAGAUUUUGAGAAGUGAGCCUACACACGUACCAGUUCACACUUUAUUUACAGACCAGCAGUGCCAAUGUGACCCAGCGAGUCCUAUGCUUCUUGCACUACAAACAUGUACACCUAAUACAUUUACUUAGAGGAUUAUAGAAAUAAUGAAGCAGUGAAAUCACAUGUAAGCCUAUUUUGUUUGCAUAAAGAAAGUAAAUCUCCUUUUAUGACAUCGUAUGACUGCUAGCAAAACAGAGAUAUCCAUUUUUGUCUAAAAUAGUAUGAAAGUUAAAAUAUGAAGACUUGUUGCCUUUUGAAGAUUCUGAAUGACGGGGAUAUUUGUUCUUUAGAAGAAGUACACACUAAAAGAAAGCAGAGGCAAAAGAAGUACCUGGGAUGUCUCCAGUAAUGCUCAGACAUAUGCUGUGGUUACACUUGUAAUGCAAAAAUUGCAGUUUAUGAUUCUCCUGUUGUGCUUUUUUUUAAACAUUAUGACAAGCUUAAGGGUUGGGGGGUGGGGGGUAUAUCUGACAGCUAGUGUGUUCUUUAACAUGGUCUGGGAAAAACGAACAAAGUAUGGGGUGUUUGUGUUCUUUUUACAACUGCAUUGGCUCUUUAUUCUGUUUUUAUUUUUCACAAUUGUUUUCAAAGGGGAUUCUUUGUGUGAAAAGGGUCGGCAGGACCUCCUGUGCAAUAUGCUUUAUAAGUGUAUCAAUAAUAAAUUGAAAACACUUAAAGGUGA
Messenger RNA from Cyprinodon variegatus (sheepshead minnow), 4533 nucleotides. RefSeq names its product kelch domain containing 3 (gene klhdc3). The record is from RefSeq and is a predicted model, not a curated record. The transcript has 11 exons. Gene Ontology annotation, molecular function: chromatin binding; protein binding. Lineage: Eukaryota; Metazoa; Chordata; Actinopteri; Cyprinodontiformes; Cyprinodontidae. Gene Ontology annotation, cellular component: cytoplasm. The coding region runs from base 238 to 1386 and encodes 382 amino acids.